UGAGAUGCCACACGGACACACCCGGGAGACUGAGAGGCGCCCAGUCUGGGACCAGGGACGGUUUCCCAUCUGUCACCAACAUUAGGGAACAGCAAUGGCCUCCGCCGACGAUUUCAAGUUUCAAGAAUUCACUGAAGCGACUGACUUACUGUCUGCUGAUCCAAACGCCACAACAAAGAGUCUGGGGGAGGAGAGCCGGCCACAACAUGCCACUCUGCACGUGGGCGGGGAUAGCGAAGAGGAGGCGGGCGAGUCAGACCAGACUGGGCUUUUGGCCUCACAAAAGAAGACAUCCGGUUUUUGGACCUUUCAGUACUAUCAGGACUUUUUUGACAUAGACACGUACCAGGUUCUGGACAGGAUCCGAGGCUCCAUUAUACCCAUUCCAAGGCGGAAUUUUGUUCGGAAUCAUCUAAAGAACAGUCCUGACCUGUACGGACCAUUUUGGAUCUGUGCUACACUAGUAAUUACAGUAACGAUCAUGGGGAACCUGGGAACAUACACAAUUCUACAUGAUCAAGAAGACUACCAGUACAGCCCCGAGUUCCACAAGUUGUCCGUGGCUGGGGUGGCUAUAUAUAGUUACGCAUGGGCAGUCCCUUUGGGCCUCUGGGGUUUCCUUCAGUGGAGGAAAGGGGUGAGCCCUGAAGUUGGUGUGUACAGCUUCAUGGAGACUGUUUGCAUUUAUGGCUAUUCACUCUCAGCCUACAUCCCUGCCACAGUUCUCUGUGUGGUCCCUCAUGAAACCUUCCGAUGGAUCUUGAUCCUUGUGGCUAUGAGUCUGUCCAGCCUUGUUCUUCUCCUCGCCUUUUGGCCUCAUAUCCAAAGAGACAACAAGGUGGUGGUGAUCUCGUUGAUGGCCGUUAUGGUAGCGCUGCACGUGCUGUUGGCUGUGGGUUGCAAGCUUUAUUUCUUCAGACCACCGCCCACAAGCAACAACAGUGACUCCUCUGCAAACACCGCGGCCCAGAAAAUAAAUCAAGCCACCACCUAGUCCCCACACCUUGGCCAUCCUCAGGGUGAGAGCCGGGUGCUGGCGAGUGAAGGUUUCUGCCUCCUGAGCUGGAGGGUAUUUAUACAAUAUGAGUCUGUUGUAAGGCCCAUAACUGAAGGGCCCGUCUCAAUCCAGCCCAUUGCUCACCUCUAUAGGAGCAAAGCAAUAGAAACAGAAGGGCUGUCUUUUCUCUCAUGAGUCUCUUCUCUAUGGUUUUCUGAUUUAGAUUCUAUGUUUUUGGCUAAUACAGAGUCAAUAUAAAAAA
Messenger RNA from Xenopus laevis (African clawed frog), 1259 nucleotides. It is a transcript of the gene yipf1.L, whose product is annotated as Yip1 domain family member 1 L homeolog. Gene Ontology annotation, molecular function: small GTPase binding. The record is from RefSeq and is marked provisional. Lineage: Eukaryota; Metazoa; Chordata; Amphibia; Anura; Pipidae. Gene Ontology annotation, biological process: vesicle-mediated transport. Gene Ontology annotation, cellular component: membrane; Golgi apparatus; Golgi membrane.